Tricharina praecox is the source of this 1743-nucleotide messenger RNA. RefSeq lists its product as uncharacterized. Bases 162 to 1568 code for a protein of 468 amino acids. NCBI's taxonomy places the organism in Eukaryota, Fungi, Ascomycota, Pezizomycetes, Pezizales, Pyronemataceae. The record is from RefSeq and is a predicted model, not a curated record. The transcript is spliced from 5 exons.
UUUCGUUUUCCCUUUUCAUUUUUCUCUUCACACUUCUUUUCUUCUUUCCACAGCCCCCGUCGACCAUCAUCACCAGUGCGACUUUCAAUCCGUCCUUCGACCACCACACAACUGAAACACAUUCAACCCCAAUAAAGCAACAGAGUCUCGUGCUUUCAACGAUGAACGGGACAAACCCCGGGGGCGACUCCAAAGGCGAUGACCUACUCCCGCCAUUCCGCCCACCUUUCGAGCUGUUUGGUUUCCUAGUGAUGGUGGCAUGUGGCAUUUUUGCCACGCUCAUCAUGAUGGGAAUCAGGUUGUGCCUAUACCGGCGCCACUCGUGGAGCCGUGACCCCGCGUACGUGGUCAACAGUACGGCGUACUACACGGUUGGGCUACUGAUCAUCUGCGACGGCGUGCUCAUCAUGAGCUAUGGCAUAGAUGAGUGCUUGAGAACGUGGAGGCUUAACCCCGAAGAUUCGAAUGACGAGAUGAAAGAGGUGGACAGUCACUGGGCUAAUAAGGUCUCCUUUUACAUCGGUUUCGUGUACUCGAUCGAAUUCUGGAUUCUCAAGUAUGGCUUUCUGGCCUACUUCUUUCCGAACUGGAAGAACUACGGGAAGAUCAUGCGGCGCUACCUCCUCAUUGUUACUCUCCUGGUUACCGCCAGCCUGUUUGCGCUGUUGAUUCUGCCAUUCACAUGGUGCGGCGGUGGCUCUUCCGAGAGACAACUGUCACCGACCAGAAAAGACGGCAGGUGUCUCUUCCUCGAAGAUCCCGAUGGAGUGUUGCUACAAGCAUCGCUCAACAUUGGCACAGACAUUCUAAUCAUCAUCCUCGCGAUCUUCACCUACAUCACGCCCGAACAAGACCCAACCGAGCGUCUGGGCGGAUUCUUCGUGAUGCUUGCCGCAAUCCUGCAGCCGCUCCUCGCCAUGAACCGGCUGCAGAGCGUCUAUCCGAUGACGCUGUACCCCGGAACCCACAACUUCUCGCCGUCGCGCGCGCACCAGGUCUGGGGCUGUCUGGAGUCGUACACUGCACUGGCGGCGUUCUUCAUCCCCGUACUGCGAGGCUGGAUGGUCGAGUGCCAGCGGCUCAAGGAGAAAAGUGCGCGCAGACGAGUGAUGCUCAAGGCGAUCGCAAGCAAGGACAAGUGGCGAGCUGCGGUGCUCCGGUACCGGCGGGAGAAAGCGGCGCAGGAGGAGAACGACAAUGACAAUGACGCAUCGCCUCCUCCGCCCAACCACGGAGGACGGACCGACACCGAAAACCCGGACUCUUUCGGCCCCAACGAUCGCAGAGUUUCCUCCGCUCGCAUAUCUGUCGCUGUCGCCCGCCCCGUCUCGGCCGUUCUCAGAGCCCCCAAGGUCUGCGACCUGAAUGAAGGUCGCCGUGCAUCGAUGUCCACUUCCAGCUGCAGCCAGGACCACCUUCUGGCUCAGCCCGUGCUUAAGGCAAGGAACCGUUUCAGCGUGCCGGUGUCUCCCACUGUCGCCGGUAGCAAUGAACUUCGCCGCUCCUCCUUCCCGGGCUUGCUUCCGAGGGCUCGCACCACCGAGCGAUACCAGGGGAAAGUCGUGUAAGGAAACGAUGUCUUGACCGAGUGAGCAAGUAGUCCCCGCUCUUUAUUACUUCCGCAUCCAUUCACCCUUCUUUGCCAGCCCAGUCUGCUCCUCUCUUAACCUUAACUUCACUACUACUGGUUUUGGCGUUUUGUUUGGUUGAUAGUCAGUUGCACAUACCUAGUAAAUGACUUUU